Myxocyprinus asiaticus (Chinese sucker) is the source of this 2133-nucleotide messenger RNA. RefSeq names its product BTB/POZ domain-containing protein 3-like. The coding region runs from base 1 to 2133 and encodes 710 amino acids. The record is from RefSeq and is a predicted model, not a curated record. The transcript has 8 exons. Gene Ontology annotation, cellular component: cytosol. Gene Ontology annotation, biological process: dendrite morphogenesis; cerebral cortex development; neurogenesis. Lineage: Eukaryota; Metazoa; Chordata; Actinopteri; Cypriniformes; Catostomidae. Gene Ontology annotation, molecular function: protein binding.
AUGAGACUCAACUGCCAGGUGUUUAAAGAAGAGCUCACACUUGUCCACCUCAGCCGGCAGGUGGCUCAUCUGCAUUCAGCUUUGGAGAAAACCCAGGCCAAGGAGAGAGCAGAGAGGAAGUGCACUACUCUGACUCAGCUUGUCCCUUUUCAGUCUCCUGUCAUACUGGUGGCCACCCAAGUGCAAGCAGACCCAGACGGUCACUAUAGUUUCUCUGUACGCUGGGUUGAGGGACGGGGUCUGAUGGUGAUACAUACUGAGGAUAUAAACCUCUGUCUGAAUGACAGGCUGGUGGAGGUAAACGGAGUGAGUGUUUUGGGGAGUAGUGAGGAAGAGCUGAAGUUGAUGCUUAAAACGUCCACCAUACACAAUUUCGUUAUGCGCCAACUGCCCCAGAAGCCUCCUCAGGAAGACCCCUCUGCUCCAAACUUCAGCUCUGAGCGAUCACCAGGACAUACAAUGUGCCAACACGACAACCUCCCCACCACAACCAGUCGAGUUCCAUCCUGCACGGAGGUAGGUUCCUCGCCCCCUGCCUCCUAUCUCCGGCAGGAUCUGACGGUUCAAGUGAACACACUCAUGGUGGAUGCCAAGGGAAGGAACAUGAAAUGUCUGACGUUCUUGUUGAUGCUUCCAGAGUCAGUUAAAAGCAAGUCCAGCAAAGUCUCCAAAAAGGGGAGUCCCAGCAGCUCUUCCAAGCUGCCCCCUGUGUGCUAUGAAAUCAUCACUUUGAAAACCAAGAAGAAGAAGAAGAUGGCCACAGAGAUUUUCCCCACCAAGAAGCCGGCAUCGGCCACUACGGUGCAACAGUACCAGCAACAAAACUUGAACAACAACAACACCAUCCAAUGCUGCAACUGGCAGGGUCUCUACUCCACGAUUAGAGAGAGAAAUGCUGUGAUGUUCAAUAAUGAACUGAUGGCUGAUGUUCACUUUGUUGUGGGCCAGUCAGGAGGGACUCAGAGGCUCCCGGGACACAAGUAUGUCCUCGCUGUGGGAAGCUCUGUUUUCCAUGCCAUGUUCUAUGGAGAGUUAGCCGAAGACAAGGAUGAGAUCCGUAUCCCUGAUGUGGAACCCCCAGCCUUUCUGGCUAUGCUGAAGUACAUUUACUGUGAUGAAAUUGACUUGAGUGCUGACACUGUGCUGGCGACAUUAUAUGCAGCCAAGAAGUACAUAGUACCGCACCUAGCUCGGGCCUGCGUCAACUUCUUAGAAACAAGUCUGAGUGCCAAGAACGCAUGCAUUCUUCUAUCUCAGAGCUGUCUGUUUGAAGAGCCAGACCUAACACAACGCUGCUGGGAAGUCAUUGACGCUCAGGCUGAGCUGGCACUUAAAUCUGAGGGCUUUUGUGACAUUGACUCUCAGACCUUAGAGAGCAUACUCAGGCGGGAGACUCUAAAUGCCAAGGAGAUUGUAGUGUUUGAAGCGGCACUGAGCUGGGCGGAGGCUGAAUGUCAGCGUAAAGAGAUGAACACAACUAUUGACAACAAACGCAAAGUACUGGGCCAGGCCGUUUAUCUAAUCCGAAUCCCCACUAUGGGUCUUGAUGAUUUCGCCAAUGGUGCAGCACAGUCAGGAGUGCUGACACUAAAUGAAACCAAUGACAUUUUCUUAUGGUACACGGCGGCCAAGAAGCCCGAGCUGCAGUUUGUAAGCCAGCCUCGAAAGGGACUGACGCCACAAAAGUGCCACCGAUUCCAAUCUUGCGCCUACCGCAGCAACCAAUGGCGUUACCGUGGACGUUGUGACAGUAUUCAGUUUGCGGUCGAUAAGCGGGUGUUUAUCGCUGGUUUCGGGCUCUACGGCUCGAGCUGCGGAUCUGCAGAGUACACCGCAAAGAUCGAGCUGAAGCGGCAGGGUGUUGUGCUGGGAACCAACCUCAGCAAGUACUUUUCAGAUGGUUCCAGCAACACCUUCCCUGUUUGGUUCGAGUAUCCAGUUCAGAUCGAGCCUGACACUUUCUACACGGCCAGUGUGGUUCUGGAUGGCAAUGAAUUGAGUUAUUUUGGACAGGAGGGUAUGACGGAAGUUCAGUGUGGGAAGGUGACCUUCCAGUUUCAGUGCUCCUCAGACAGUACCAAUGGAACAGGUGUGCAGGGGGGACAGAUUCCAGAGCUUAUCUUCUAUGCCUGA